Molecule: messenger RNA, 2692 nt
Organism: Manis pentadactyla (Chinese pangolin)
Lineage: Eukaryota; Metazoa; Chordata; Mammalia; Pholidota; Manidae
Gene: SAV1
Product: salvador family WW domain containing protein 1
Exons: 5
Coding region: 333-1487 (384 amino acids)
Biological process (GO): hippo signaling; apoptotic process; regulation of cell population proliferation
Molecular function (GO): protein binding; molecular adaptor activity
Source: RefSeq, a predicted model, not a curated record
CGGCGGCUGCGGUUACUAGGCUGCCUGCGGCGGACCAUGGCCGUGGCCUGGCGUCCCUGGCCUCUCCUACCGGAGUCCUGGGACAGCGUCGCCGAGCGGGCCGACUUCCGGGAAGGAACUAACAAGCGACUGAGCGGUGGCCGGCGCGCUUAGCGCCCUGAACAUGCGGCAGUCCCUGCGGGCGACCCCGAGCUGCGGAGAGGCGGCGGCGGCGGCGGCUCGGGAGGGAAGGAGGCGGCGGCGGCGCCGGCGAGGUGGUGGUGGGGCUGCCGGCGCCCGGCGCGGAAUCCUAAGGAGGCUGCUUGGCGCGGCCCGGGGCCUCGUCCACAAGAAUGCUGUCCCGAAAGAAAACCAAAAACGAAGUGUCCAAGCCUGCCGAGGUGCAGGGCAAGUACGUGAAGAAGGAGACGUCGCCUCUGCUGAGGAAUCUCAUGCCUUCAUUCAUCCGGCAUGGUCCAACAAUUCCAAGACGAACUGAUAUCUGUCUUCCAGACUCAAGCCCUAACACCUUUUCAGCUUCUGGAGAUGGAAUAGUUUCAAGAAACCAGAGUUUCCUUAGAACUCCCAUUCAAAGAACACCUCAUGAAAUAAUGAGAAGAGAAAGCAACAGAUUAUCUGCACCUUCUUAUCUUGCCAGGAGUCUAGCAGAUGUCCCUAGGGAAUAUGGCUCUUCUCAGUCAUUUUUAACAGAAGUUAAUUUUGCUGUUGAAAAUGGAGACUCUAGUUCCCGAUAUUACUAUUCAGAUAAUUAUUUUGAUGGUCAGAGAAGGCGUCCACUUGGAGAUCGUGCACAUGAAGACUACAGAUAUUAUGAGUACAACCACGAUCUCUUCCAAAGAGUGCCACAGAAUCCAGGGAGGCAUGCUUCAGGUAUUGGGAGAGUUGCUGCUACAUCUUUAGGAAAUUUAGCUAACCAUGGUUCCGAAGAUUUACCCCUUCCUCCUGGUUGGUCUGUGGACUGGACAAUGAGAGGGAGAAAAUAUUAUAUAGAUCACAACACAAAUACAACUCAUUGGAGCCAUCCUCUUGAGCGAGAAGGACUUCCUCCAGGAUGGGAACGAGUUGAGUCAUCAGAAUUUGGAACCUAUUAUGUAGAUCACACAAAUAAGAAGGCUCAAUAUAGGCAUCCCUGUGCUCCUAGUGUACCUCGGUAUGAUCAACCUCCUCCUGUCACAUACCAGCCACAGCAAAGUGAAAGAAAUCAGUCCCUUCUGGUACCUGCAAAUCCAUAUCAUACUGCAGAAAUUCCUGACUGGCUUCAGGUUUAUGCACGAGCCCCUGUGAAAUAUGACCACAUUCUGAAAUGGGAACUCUUCCAGCUGGCUGACCUGGAUACAUACCAGGGAAUGCUAAAGUUGCUUUUCAUGAAAGAACUGGAACAGAUUGUUAAAAUGUAUGAAGCCUACAGACAGGCUCUUCUCACAGAGUUGGAAAACCGCAAGCAGAGACAGCAGUGGUAUGCCCAGCAACAUGGCAAGAAUUUUUAAUUUUUUAAAAAUAAUGUUUAAGUUUUCUAAGGGCUUUAAAAUAUUUUCACAGAUAAAAAAAACUGCAAACAAGUACUUUGAUUAAUGAAGGCAGCUUACUUUUUUUUUGAAGUUACAAAUUUCUAAUUUUACAUGUUUUUUGUUAUUAAAAAUAUUCUUUUAUUGAGCAAAAAAAAGAGUUUAUCAUUUUAAGAGCCAACAUGGUAAACAAUUCUAAAUGCUGUAUAUUAGGAAGCUGCUUGAAUGUUCUCCCUGGAGACAAAUGUGGCAAGAAAUGUCAUUAUAGCCAGGUAUUAAAUAGGAAAUGGUCACUUGGUAAACUCUUAAGUAACAAUACCUUUCUUUACAAAAGAGUGAUAACCUAUGCAGUAUUUUUAAAACAAUGUUUACUGCUUUAGUGUGGAAUAUUAUGUGGAAUUGGAUGUUUAAAUAUUACUAUUAUGUAGUUCAAAACACUAAAUGAGGUUUGAGUCCUUUAUUAUAAUAAAUUUUUCUAUAUAACAUGGGGUUCCCCACCCCACUAAAUGUAAAGAAUGCUUUUAAAACAUGUUGAGGAAGUAAUUUUUGGUAUGAAAGGAUGAAGGGCUUGUAAUCUGUCAGGAAUAAAUCGAAGCAUAAGGCCUUAGCCCAUGUGGAGAAGGUGUGCAAGCAUGCAGAAUUGCUGACACCGCUUCCUUACUUUCAGCCAGGGCUCUUACGCAUUUAGUAGCGCAGCUCUGAUGAGACAGUGGUCGGUUACCGACAUCAGAGCAGGCUGCCAUCCUGAGAGACUGGGUUGAGCUGCCAAAACUGACAAUCAGGGAUUAAGACAUUUUGGUCAUUAAAUUGAUUUUUAUGUAUUUUUAUCUUCUGAGAGUUUGUCACAGAACUUUAAAACCCAGUAUUUCCUACCAAUAUUUCUCCUCUUGGUUUAAUAGUUAUUAAGACAUUGUUCAUAAUUAGUGCAGCACAUUUGAUUGCAGACAGAUUUAUGGCACUUCUAGCCUAUAAAUCUCUAGAAUUCUGUGAAUUUCACAUUAAUUGAAGUAGUUCUUCAGUUAUAUUUACAUGUAUUAUAAAUAUGUAAAUACAUUUUUAGGUAACCCUCCAGAAUACAAAAGGCACUCCAGUUAGAUAUCAGUGAGUUUGAAUUACUGAUAAAAUGUUGGAAAUAUUAAAAUGUUUGAUUUUAUAUAACAAGCUUAUUAAAUAUAUUUUUGUGGAAA